UCAGUUUUCACUCCACAGAUAACAAAAAAAAUUGAAUAAAUACAGAAUUCGAUUCGAAAGGGGGAAUUUGGGAUUCAAGAAAAUGAUCAUUUUGAGUUGAGAGGUGUUAUUUUAGAUGUUUUUUAUUUUAUAUUAUUUGUGAAUACAACAACCGAUACGCUUGAGGACUCAUUCUACAUAAUUUGACACAAACUAAUUCAAAAUGAAGUUCUUAAAGAACACCUUAACCCUUCGGCAUGGUCACCGGAAGAAGCUGAGUCGCUGCGUCAGCACCUGGUCUCCGCUAGCCACCGCAUUUAACACCAGACCUACUUCAAGACCCAUAUUUGAUUCUUUGAGGGAAAGGACGGGACUCUUCAACAAACCAGAGUUGGUCAGUUUUGAAGGCUUCUCAACACUGAAAGAGCAGGCUAUUGCAGCAACAGACCGCUUGAUUGAGGAAGCCACUUCUAACCCAAACCGUCCUAUGGUGGAGAUAUUUGAUGAACUAUCUGACACCCUGUGUAAGGUUGCUGACCUAGCUGAGUUUGUGAGGAUAGCUCACCCUCAGUCACAUUUUGCAAGUGCUGCAGAGGAUGCCUGUAUCAGUGUUAGUGGUGUUGUUGAGAAAUUAAACACGCACAAGGGUCUUUACGAAGCGCUACGUGACUCCGUUAAACGCGGCACAUCGGGAGACCAGCACCUAGCCGAGUUGUUCCUAUUCGACUUCGAACAGAGCGGCAUACAGCUGGCUGAGGAACGCCGCCGCAGGGUGGUGGCGCUCAAUGAUCUCAUUCUGCAAACUGGACAGAGGUUCAUGGCAGGAGCUGCGAAGCCGAGAAGGGUACCUCGGGCAGCUGUGCCGGCUAAUGUUAGGCAGUUCUUCAGCAGCGACGGCGACGACAUAAUCGUAAGCGGUGUAUACGCGGAAUGCGGUGACGCGGCGGCGCGGGAAGCCGCCUACCGUCUGUACCUCGCGCCUGAUAAACAGCAGCACCAGCUGCUGUCCGUCACCCUGGAGGCGAGGCAUGAGAUGGCCUCUAUUUGUGGAUUCCCCAGCUAUGCGGAUAGAGCAAUAAAAGCAAGUACAAUGGAAACAGCAACGAACGUGCGACAAUUCCUCGACAUCCUCUCAGAUAAUCUGUACGACAGAGCCAAAAUGGACUUCGAUGCUAUGCUCAAAAUGAAGAAGCAGGAAACUCCAUACCUGGACAGGUUAAUGUGUUGGGACACCCCCUACUUCACUCAUAAGGCGAAGACGCAGCUACUGAAUGUUGCAAAUUCAGAUUUCAGCCCUUAUUUCUCACUUGGAGGCUGUAUGGAAGGGCUGAAUAUGUUGUGUGAAGAGUUGUAUGGAAUCAGUUUGAAGCCUGAAGAGAUGUUACCAGGUGAGUCAUGGUCUCCAGAUGUGUACAAAUUGGCAGUGGUGCAUGAAUCUGAGGGUCUUCUAGGCUACAUUUAUUGUGAUUUGUACGAGAGGCCGGGCAAGCCGCACCAGGAUUGUCACUUCACUAUACAGGGUGGGAAGUUGCUGCCUGAUGGCUCUUACCAGAAUCCGAUCGUGGUAGUGAUGCUGUCACUUAGCGGCGGGCACCGUUCAGGGCCGGCGCUGCUGUCAGCGGGCGGCGUGGACAACCUGUUCCACGAGAUCGGUCACGCGCUGCACUCGAUGCUGGGCCGCGCGUCGCACCAGCACGUGGCCGGCACGCGCUGCGCCACCGACCUCGCCGAGGUGCCCUCCGUGCUCAUGGAGUACUUCGCCAGCAGCCCGCAGGUUAUCCGUCGCUUCGCCCGCCACUUCCAGACACGAGAACCGAUGCCAGAAGACAUGCUACACAGACUAUGUGCCUCAAAGCAUUUGUUUGGAGCCAGCGAGAUGCAACUGCAGGUGUUCUACUCCGCACUGGACCAACACUACCACGGAUCUGACGCAUCGUGGCGUGGUAGUACAACAGAAGUAUUGCAGAAAGUGCAGAAACAGUACUAUGGACUGCCUUAUGUUGAAAAUACUGCAUGGCAGCACCGCUUCAGCCACCUAAUCGGCUACGGCGCGAAGUACUACUCCUACCUGAUCUCGCGCGGCAUCGCCUGGAGCAUCUGGCACAAGUACUUCCAGGAGCAGCCGCUGUGCCGCACUGCAGGCGACAACCUCAGGCAUCAGCUGUUACGGCACGGCGGGGCUGUGCCGCCUAAGAUAUUGCUUCGCGACUACCUACAAGAGGAGGUGACGCCGACCACACUCGCGAACGCGCUCGCUGAAGAACUCGACCAUCACAAGGACCACCUCGACACCGUCUUCAAAAUACUCAACAAAUGAUCUAUACACACACACAAACGCAAACACUCGGGAAUAUAACACGGCAGCUGUGCAUGUGUGGGUCUACAUAUACUCACAUAGACGCAGUGCUUGUUGAAAGGUUCGGGCAUCGGACGACAAAAAGAGACCUUCAAAUUAUGAUAAGAAUAAUGCUUCCAUCAUAUCAACUUUAUUGACUGAUCUGAUCUUUUAGUUUGGAAUAAUUUGACUGGUUAGUGUUUAGGCGGCUUCAAAUACUAUUGUGAUAUUUUUUGUGUAGGGCAACACACAAUUUAGAUUUCCGCAUUUAGUAUUGGCGUGUAACGUCUCCCUGUGAAACUGUAUGAUUGCGAAUAAAAAUGAAUUAUUCUGUAAUUAAAUAAUUGUACAUAUUGUAAAUGUUACAUAAAUUAUUUUUAGUCAAUUUCGUUUGGAGAAAUUUAUUUUCAGUAUUAUGUGGCUGAAAUUACUAUUUAUUACACUGAAUAGUCUUUUAUCUCUGAUACAUAAAAAAUUAUAAACCAACUGACGAUAUUACCAUGUUAGCUUGUUCAAUAGAUUAUAUAAAAAAUGUAAUAGGUUCAUUUUCAAAUACUCCUAUUUGUGAUCACACACAUUUCUUGCCCAAUGUACAUACAAGAGAAGGACAAAUAAAACAAUGAAGGAAAA
Messenger RNA from Helicoverpa zea (corn earworm), 2944 nucleotides. Its product is annotated as mitochondrial intermediate peptidase. The transcript has 12 exons. Bases 203 to 2296 code for a protein of 697 amino acids. Gene Ontology annotation, cellular component: mitochondrion. The record is from RefSeq and is a predicted model, not a curated record. NCBI's taxonomy places the organism in Eukaryota, Metazoa, Arthropoda, Insecta, Lepidoptera, Noctuidae. Gene Ontology annotation, molecular function: metalloendopeptidase activity. Gene Ontology annotation, biological process: peptide metabolic process.